Messenger RNA from Entrophospora sp. SA101, 225 nucleotides. The record is from the annotation of a GenBank genome assembly. Lineage: Eukaryota; Fungi; Glomeromycota; Glomeromycetes; Entrophosporales; Entrophosporaceae.
AUGGUGGUUACGAUCAUUGCUAUAUUUGAAAAGUCUAAGACUUUUUCACAUUUUGCCAGGUCUCAUACUGCUGAUGAGUCUUGUGAGGAAGAUGAAAUUAGCAGUGUAUAUGAAGUUGUUUUUGAUCAUAAUGAUAACAACAAUAUUAACAACCCAACAAAAAUUAAAUGGUCAUUUGAUAUAAACUUAAAUAAUAAUCAAAGACAUGUUGUUAUAACAGAAUAA